AUGGGUUCUGGGUUUUCUUCAUUUCUUGUUAUGUGCAACAUAGAAUCAUCAUCAUCUUCUCCGGUGACGGGGUCUCCGGAAACUUGUCUUGGUGAUUUGCCGGAAAGUGUUGUGGGCAAUCUUUUGGUGCACUUAACCCCACAAGAGAUCUGUAGACUUGCAGGUCUUAAUCGUGCAUUUCGUGGGGCUUCAUCUGCUGAUUUUGUUUGGGAAUCUAAAUUGCCUGAAAAUUAUAUGUCUAUUAUUUCAAAGGUGUUUAAUGAUGAUAAUAAUAAUAAUUAUUAUGAUGAUGAAAAUGAAUUGAAUAAUAAUAAUAAUAAAAGUUUGUGUAAAAAAGAUAUUUAUGCAAAGCUGUCCAGGCUUAAUUCUAUUGAUGGAGACACAAAGAAAGUUUGGCUACAUAAACGCACAGGAAAACCUUGUGUUUCUAUAUCUUAUACCGGCUUAUCAAUUACUGGCAUUGAUGAUCGUAGAUACUGGAGUCGUAUUUCCACCGAUGAAUCUAGAUUUCAUUCUGUGGCCUAUUUGCAACAAAUAUGGUGGUUUGAAGUAGACGGGGAGGUUGAGUUCCCUUUCCCGGUUGGAACCUAUAGCCUCUACUUCCAUUUACAACUAGGGAAGUCUGGAAGACGUUUUGGACGACGGGUCUGCAAUUCAGACCACAUUCAUGGAUGGGACAUUAAGCCAGUCAGAUUUCAGCUCUCAACUUCAGAUGGUCAACAAGCAAUAUCUCAAUGCUAUUUGACCUCGCCUGGGGUGUGGACUCUUUAUCGGGUUGGAAGUUUUGUGGUUGAGGACUCAAAAGUGCCGUUGAAAAUCAAGUUUUCGAUGAUGCAGAUCGAUUGUACACACACUAAAGGUGGGCUCUGUGUGGAUUCUGUGCUCAUAUGUCCAAAGUGAAAUGAGUUUUUUUUAUUUUUGUAGAUAUGUGAGAGGUUAGAAGCAAUGUUUUUGAUGUGCAAAUAACCUUUUGUGUAGAUAUAGAGGGUAUGUAAUGAAAUUGAUAAUUUUAAGUGUAUGAAGUAUCAGUAAAUUUUUGUAUAAA
Molecule: messenger RNA, 1045 nt
Organism: Erigeron canadensis
Lineage: Eukaryota; Viridiplantae; Streptophyta; Magnoliopsida; Asterales; Asteraceae
Product: F-box protein PP2-A13-like
Exons: 3
Coding region: 1-900 (299 amino acids)
Molecular function (GO): protein binding
Source: RefSeq, a predicted model, not a curated record